Messenger RNA from Rhipicephalus sanguineus (brown dog tick), 4154 nucleotides. RefSeq names its product palmitoyltransferase ZDHHC8. The transcript has 9 exons. Lineage: Eukaryota; Metazoa; Arthropoda; Arachnida; Ixodida; Ixodidae. The record is from RefSeq and is a predicted model, not a curated record. Gene Ontology annotation, biological process: protein palmitoylation. Gene Ontology annotation, molecular function: palmitoyltransferase activity. Bases 373 to 2142 code for a protein of 589 amino acids.
GCGCUGCGGUGUGGAACGUUUAUAGCGUAAUGAGCCUAUUGCGCAAAACCAGCCUGGCCACAGUGGCGAGAGAUUUCUGCCGGAGAUGUAUCGAGAUGGGAGUGGAUGCGACAAAUCUGUGGAGUAGUGGUAGUGCAGCUGGUUUAGAUGGUUUCGUGCACGACGAUUUGGUCCAUCUCUAGCCGUACUCAAUGUGUCCGAUCCUGAGGAGACUACCAUGGUCGCUCUCCGACGGAACUUCGAGGAGCUCCAACUCCAAGUGGACGCGAAGGGUCAUCAGCCAUGUUAACCUGAAGCUGCUCAGUGACAAGCGUUUAAACCCAUGAUUGACUCGUAAAAAACUGCGAUCGGGCGGCUAAACUGUCGACAAAAAUGCCCAAAUGCAAGUCGAAGACGAGGUUUCUACCGGCGACAUGUGCUUGGACGCUGUUGAUCACAGCGACAACGUUGUUUUUCGUGUUUCCCUGCCCAGAGUUGACCGGACGGUAUCACUACAGCAUCCCCAUUGUGCAGGGCUUCGUGACGUUUUUUGUGCUUGUGAAUUUCUCCCUGGCCACAUUCAUGGAUCCUGGCAUCAUCCCAAAAGAAAAGAGAGGCACACGUCAGCCCUCAAAUGCUGUGAAAGUGAUCGAGGAUAUUGCUCGUGAAUACAAACUGUAUCACGAGAAGGACGAUGACUUCCGGUUUCCACUGUACAAGAAUGUGGAGAUCAACGGAAUCACGGUUCGCAUGAAGUGGUGCACAACAUGCCAGUUUUACCGUCCUCCGCGCUGCUCCCACUGCAGCGUAUGCAACAGUUGCAUAGAGACAUUUGACCACCACUGCCCCUGGGUGAACAACUGCAUAGGGCGGCGCAACUACCGCUACUUCUUCCUCUUCCUGAUAUUCCUCAGCACCCACAUGAUUUCCAUCUUCGCCAUGUGCCUCGUGUACAUCCUGGACAACCGCCAUCGCCUCAACAGUCACCACAGCAUCAUCACAAUGGUCAUUCUAGUGAUCUGCACCGUACUCUUCAUCCCCAUCUUGGGCCUCACGGGGUUUCACAUAGUUCUAGUCUCUCGAGGUCGAACCACAAAUGAGCAGGUCACAGGAAAGUUCCGAGGUGGCUACAAUCCAUUCUCAAGAGGUUGUUGGAACAAUAUUUGCUACACCAUAUGCGGGCCUCAGUACCCUAGCUAUGCCAGUCACCGCAAGAAGGCUAAAAAGACGGCCGCCACACCUCCCUGCUCCAACCUCCUCAAAAUCAAUGACAACCAGGUGAAAAUAUACACGGACAACAAUACCAGCAACAUGCGCAGCCCCAUGGGCAAUGCGUACAACAAGAUGUCGCAGGGCCUGGUCGAGCAUUCUGACAUUGACGCAUUUGAGGCGACGCAGUCGCGUGACUGUGAACCCUCGCCGCCGCAGCCUCUGCACCACGGCUCCAAGACCAACUUCUUCAGCCCGACGGGCAGCGGCUUCUUGCCAGGUGACGCGGCAGCCGCGCAGCACCCGGUGCCCCCGAGCAGCCUCGGCGGUGCUCCCUCGAACAGCAUCCCGCUGCAGCCCCUGCGCUGGCCGCAGAGCCCGUGCCGCACGCCGCCUCGAAGCCUCACCAGUCCGACGGUCGGCUCGCCGCUGCGUCGUCCACCGCUGCCGUCACCCGGCGCUGCACCGCGCCGGCUGGUCGGUGGUGGCACGAGCCCGUCUGGCCGCCGCUUUGUCUCCGAAAGCGAGCUGGACCAGGCGAACGGCAACUACCCGCCCUGUGCGCCUCCUGUGUCGACGGAUCUCGCCGCGAACCGGACACUGCUGGGAUGGGAGGCGAGGCAGCCGCCGCCCCGGCCCGGGUCGCGCGGGGACGUCAGGGCAACGCCGACGCCCGGAGGCAGUAGUGUGUCGGCGCGCCGGCUCAGCGGGGGUGGCGGGGGUACCCCGCCUCAAGGGGGCGGCGGCAAGGGCUCGGUGCUUGAAGGAACCCACUACUCCGGGCGUGGUGCCGCGCCGCGCCGCCCCAUGUCAUUCGUGAAGGCGCUGGAGAUGACGGACUCCAUUGAAAAGGGCUCGUCGGGGGCGCGGCCACAGCGCAACGCCGACGGCACGACGUCCGUGUCUGGCGAGCGGCGCUCGGUGUACGACAUGAACUACGAGAUUUCAGUCUAGCCGGCCCGUGUUAUAUAAGUUUCGCAGUGUGCCUGCCGUAGUCGUGAGUGCAGGCGGAGUGUUUGCGGCUCCCUCGAGGCCUUCGCUGCCAUCAGGGUACCGCAAAUCGGGCGGAGAAAGCAAAGUCCUUCGGUGUGCUGGCUGUUGUGCUGAAUGUUCGUUUUUGGGGCACCCACUAUGUUCGGUUUGUUGCCAGCCCAUGUGGGCACGUUCACAAACACUCUCUUGCCAUCGGCACAUUAUCAAGCACCCGAGGAUGGCAUUUCCAUUGUGGAAAGGCAGCAUUGAAACAAGGGCAUACAAUGAACUGCUGCCAGGGCUCAGUUCCUCUCACAAGCAAAGAUUGUGCCCGGGGGUGCUGGGUCCCUAUGUGAUGCUGGUCAGCUCUGGUGCCCUCUGCUGCACAGAAACAUUGGAGAUGUUAUGUAUAUGUGCAGCUGUGGACACACACACUUGUUUUUUGUUGGUUGCUGUAGUCUGUGUUCGUUGUUCACUGUGUUUGCCGAGGCACACCUUUGGAGAGAGUCAGCAUUUGUGUGCCAUUGCGUCCCCUGCAUUCUCAUUGCCGUAGUAGCACUUGCCCACCCUCCCCUGCUUUAUUUUGUGCAACUUUGAAAACAAAUUCCUCUCUCACCUCCUUUGCUGUAUUGUUUUCCUCUACCAAUUAGGAUUGUUAUUUAUUAACAUAGGAUUAUUAACAUAGGAUUGUUAUUUAUUAACAUUCCCAUGUCUAGAAUGCUGAGCAGCAGAACAAGCCACCUCUGUCCCGAGCCUUGCUUAUUUUUUUUCCACGGGUAUGAAGCAUACGGUUAGGCUUAGCAAGUGUACAGCUGACAUGUCUGGAAAGGAACAAGCUGGUUUACUUGUUGGAUGGAUGGGUAUUUUGCAUUGCUUGUGUGGGUCACUUUUGAAUGCUCACUCACUUCUCUACGGCUGUAUUUAAAAGUGCGACUUUGUACAUAAGUGUGAAUAUGUCACAGGUCUAACGGGGACCUCCUUGGUGCACCAACAACCUGGAGAGCAGUGUUUGGCUCAACCCUGCCAUAUUUCCCAUUCAUUUUUCUUUUUUUCUAUUUCUCUCUACUGUUUUUAAUUAAUUAGAAAAGUAGUGUCGCAAAAAAAAAGAGGCCUAGGUGUUCUUUGUCAGGCCUGUGAUCUAGUAUUAUCAUUUAUUCGUCAAAGUGCCAAUUCGAAGAGCAGUAGUAAAUCUGUUGGUUGCACUGCAAGCGUGUCAGGAUGACGUUCAGCUUGAGUAGUGUACAGUGUGGGCCCAAGGAAUGUUCAUUGUCUUUCUUUUCUUCUCAUUUUCUUUUACACCUGUUGCUAUGUUUUUUUUUAUGUUUCACCUGUAAAUGUUGUGAUUAUUGUGAAAUUAUUUUAACAGUCAGUUUGUCUUUCUAAUAGUCUUUCUUUCGUUCACUGCACGAGACAGUUGUUUGUGCAUGAAAAGAAUGUAUGCACCACAUCACCACACACAAUGAGUUUGGCUGUAAUUGAAGCACUCAUACUUAAAAGAAUCUAGAUUUACAUACCAACAGAGAGAGAGCCCUUGCUGGCAGGGUUUUUUUUUAUUGUUUUUUUUUUCAUAAUGUGUGUUUGUGCAUGCUGACUCUCUGCUGCCGCUGCUGACAUUUUAAGGUUGAAGAUGCUAGCGUAAUUUUUAUCUUGUUUUGUUGAAUAAAUGGGUUCAGUUGGCUGAUGCGAAGCCUUGGCAAGUGUGUGUUUUGCAGAGGUGAGAAUCUGACUCGUGGUGGCUCAAGUGAUUUUUUAGGGCUAGAUUAAAACUGGACAGCAGGGAUGUGGGCAGCGCCCAGGGCCCAUGUACAUAGGCAGUUCCAAGCAGAGCAUUUGUCAAGUCUUGUUUUUAGCUCAUGCACGUUUAACACCGUAUUUUCAGUCAGAUGUUUCAAAGAAAAGACAAAAAAAAAGUAUAGUAUUAUGAACUGAAUUUGUGGUUUGACUGCUGCAGUGCAAUUAAAAUUGGCUUUGAAAUAAAGCUUGCAAGAAAAGCU